Myotis lucifugus (little brown bat) is the source of this 1503-nucleotide messenger RNA. Its product is annotated as cadherin-3-like. Gene Ontology annotation, biological process: cell morphogenesis; homophilic cell-cell adhesion; multicellular organism development. The annotation marks the transcript as partial. Gene Ontology annotation, cellular component: adherens junction; cytoplasm; plasma membrane. The record is from RefSeq and is a predicted model, not a curated record. Gene Ontology annotation, molecular function: calcium ion binding; cadherin binding. NCBI's taxonomy places the organism in Eukaryota, Metazoa, Chordata, Mammalia, Chiroptera, Vespertilionidae. The transcript is spliced from 6 exons.
UUUUCAUGGGCUGCCCUGGGCAAGAGUCGGCCCUGCUUAGCACUGAUCACGAUUUCACUGCACUGAACGACACAACAGUCCAGGAAAGUAAGGCUCUGAGGACCUCUCCAUCCAAACGUAUCUUACGAAGACGCAAGAGAGAAUGGGUGUUCCCGCCGCUGUCUGUCCCUGAGAAUGGCAAGGGUCCCUUCCCUCAGAGGCUGAAUCAGCUCAAAUCUAGCAAGGACAGAGGCACCAAGAUUUUCUACAGCAUCACAGGGCCUGGGGCAGACAGCCCCCCUGAGGGUGUCUUCACCAUAGAGAAGGAAACGGGCUGGUUGUUGUUGAAUAAGCCACUGGACCGGGAGAAGAUUGCCAACUCUUUGGCCACGCUGUGUCAGAGAACGGCGCCUCCGUGGAAGACCCCCAUGAACAUCUCCAUCAUCGUGACAGACCAGAAUGACCACAAGCCCAAGUUCACCCAGGAUGUCUUCAAAGGGAGUGUCUUGGAGGGGGCACUGCCCGGUACAUCUGUGAUGCAGGUGACAGCCACAGAUGAGGACGAUGCCAUCAACACCUACAAUGGGGUGGUUGCUUACUCCAUUCACAGCCAAGAGCCAAAGGACCCUCCUAACAUGUUCACCAUCCACCGGAGCACAGGCACCAUCAGCGUCAUCUCCAGUGGCCUGGACCGGGAGAAAGUCCCUGAGUACACACUGACCGUCCAGGCUACCGACCUGGACGGGGAAGGCUCCACCACCACGGCAGUGGCCAUCGUGGCAGUCCUCGACGCCAAUGACAACGCUCCCGUGUUUGAUCCCCAAAAGGUAACGCCUCUUCCUUCCUUCCCUCUUCCUGCAUCAGCAAUGAAGGACAAGGGGUUUCCUUUCCAAUGAAACUCCAGGACCAGCUUAUGUUGCUUCAAUUCCAGCCCCACCACCUACGAGCAGUGUGACCUCAGGCAAACUCCCUAACCCAGCGGUUCUCAACCUGUGGGUCGCGAACAAUGAAAAUACAUCCUGCCUAUCAGAUAUUUACAUUACGAUUCAUAACAGUAGCAAAAUUACGGUUAUGAAGUAGCAACGAAAAUAAUUUUAUGAUUGGGGGUCACCACAACAUGAACUAUAUUAAAGAGUCGCGGCAUUAGGAAGGUUGAGAACGACCUCUCUGUGCUGCAUUUCCUCAUCUGAGAAACGGGGAUCAUGAUAACACCUGCUGCAUUGUUCUGAGUUUUAAAUGAAAUCAUCUGUGUAACACAACCCCUGGUGUAUAAGUCCAUAUGAGAAUCUUCGAUGAUAAAAAAACUUCUGACUUACCCGCCCACACAGUGAAUGCUUGUACAUUCCAGUGACAGAACUCGGGGCCAGUUGAGACGAUACCUAACUCCCUUCUGUCUUGAGGCAGCUUUGGCUGCAGAGCAUUACUUAAGGCUGAUUAAAGUUUGUUCCAAGCAGUUGACUUCCUAGUCGUUGUCAUCUGUUCUAGAACUUCCAAAAAAGAUCCCGGUCCCUGCCCCAGAGCACU